AUGUCCAACAAAUACGACGUCCACCACACAUUCGACAGCCGAGGAGACUCCCAGCGCCCCAUCACCAGCGCCGACAUAAGCGACUACAUCCCCCAGCAAGCGGGUCGCGAAAAUGAAAACGCGCGCACCCCCUUCGACGUCCUCGAAUGGCUCUCCGUCUUCUACGGCCAGAAAGUUCCUCCGCUGCCCGUGAUACGCGCGCGGGAUGUCGAGCAAGUUCCUGAUCAGAAACUCCAGGAAACCAUCGAGGAAUAUCAACUCUUUACCCCGACGGUGCGGGGCGUGAAGUUGAAUCCCUUUACCGAGAUUGGGAUUGAGGGGUUUCCGUUGAUUGAGGAUACGAUGUUUAAUAUUGUGCGCAGCUUUCCGGCAGAUGAACAGUAUCAGGGUCCGCACAAUUUGAUUUGGUUGGUGUCGAAUUCGUAUUGGAGAGCGGUGGCCUGGGCCAUAUACGGCAACUGGGAACUCUGGCCCCAAGUCAAAGCCCAACACCGUUUGAUGUUCGACCAAGUACUCGCCACCCCCAAACAUCCCCGGCACGCACUCUACCAGAACCUCAACGACAAGCGCAAAAGCCACAACAACCUGAACAUCAAAGAGCGACUCGGGAUUCCCUACUGCGCCAUCCGACACGACGACAUCCAGCAGGUCACCGCCGACAUAUACGGCAUCUUCCUCGUCAUAUUCACAUGUCGCCCGGAGGGACAAGCAGCAAACAUCCCCGGGUUCGACACCGACCAAUCCCCCCGCCACUUUGCGCCGACCAUCCGCGGGGAGUUCGGGCGUCCGCACAAAUUCAUCCGGCUCUCCAUCGGCACCGUGCCCGAAAGAUACAGAAACCAUCCCGACGCGGGCCUGCUGCCACUGUGGCAGAUGUACGAGCCCAUGAUGCUCAACAUGCCUAAUCUUCGACACUCGGAUUUCAAAUACAUUCGUCCGACGUUUGCGAAUACGCGAGGAUCAUUACCCGUGGCUGCGUCCAUACGGCCGGCGAAUUACGACGGGGUGAAUCACCCGUGGAGGGCGGUGAAUGUUCCCUGGAACAAACUGCAUGCUGCUCAACAGGAGGGACUUCCAGAUGCGCUUACACAGCCGGCGAAUUGGCCCGCGACGUUUCCGCACAAAGCAAUAUCCCUCACGAUUGCGAUGGGAUGUAUACUUUUGGGAGCGGGAGAUCCGAAGGAUCCAAGGUCUUGGGUUCAUGAUUCGCGUAGGAUUGUGUGGAUAAGGCCGGACAAGGUAAAGGGAGUGCCAGGGACAAAUAUAGAAAGUCCAGAAUUGUAA
This is a messenger RNA of Botrytis porri, 1284 nucleotides long. RefSeq lists its product as uncharacterized. The transcript has 2 exons. Lineage: Eukaryota; Fungi; Ascomycota; Leotiomycetes; Helotiales; Sclerotiniaceae. The record is from RefSeq and is a predicted model, not a curated record. Bases 1 to 1284 code for a protein of 427 amino acids.